GGAUAUAAAAGGGAGAGAGACGGCGAGCGGCGACUGAGCAGAGGAAAGUCUGGACAGGGCAAACUCGGGAGAUCUUAACAAGCAGCAGAAUGCGCGAAAUAGUCCAUAUACAGGCCGGACAAUGUGGGAACCAAAUCGGAAGCAAGUUUUGGGAAGUGAUUAGUGAUGAACACGGAAUCGACCCCGAGGGCAAUUACAAUGGAGACUCUCACUUGCAGUUGGAGAGGAUCAAUGUCUAUUAUAACGAAGCGACGUCACAGAAAUAUGUCCCCAGGGCCAUCUUGUUGGACUUGGAGCCAGGGACGAUGGACAGUGUUCGAUCGGGUAGUUUAGGACAACUUUUUAGACCCGAUAACUUUAUCUUCGGACAAACAGGUGCAGGGAAUAACUGGGCCAAAGGACACUACACAGAAGGUGCUGAACUUGUUGACUCGGUAAUGGAUGUGCUGAGAAAGGAAUGUGAGAACUGUGACUGCCUCCAAGGGUUUCAACUCACUCAUUCACUGGGAGGUGGCACAGGCUCUGGUAUGGGCACACUCCUGAUCAGCAAAAUUCGUGAAGAAUAUCCUGAUAGAAUUAUGAACACCUUCAGUGUUAUGCCAUCUCCUAAAGUAUCAGACACUGUAGUUGAGCCUUAUAAUGCCACCUUGUCAGUUCACCAGUUAGUUGAGAACACAGAUGAAACAUAUUGUAUCGAUAAUGAAGCACUGUAUGAUAUCUGCUUCCGUACUUUAAAACUGACCACUCCAACAUAUGGGGAUUUGAACCAUCUAGUGUCUGCAACAAUGAGUGGAGUGACAACAUCUCUGCGAUUCCCUGGCCAGCUGAAUGCAGAUCUGAGGAAGCUGGCAGUAAACAUGGUGCCCUUCCCUCGAUUGCACUUUUUUAUGCCUGGCUUUGCCCCUCUUACAGCCCGGGGCAGUCAACAGUACCGCACCCUUUCAGUCUCCGAGCUCACCCAGCAGAUGUUCGAUGCCAAAAACAUGAUGGCCGCCUGCGACCCUCGCCACGGACGUUAUCUGACUGUCGCUACUGUGUUCCGAGGUCCCAUGUCAAUGAAGGAAAUAGAUGAGCAGAUGCUUGCAGUCCAGAAUAAGAACAGCAGCUAUUUUGUGGAAUGGAUCCCCAACAAUGUCAAAGUGGCCGUUUGCGACAUUCCACCCCGGGGGCUCAAAAUGGCCUCCACCUUUAUCGGGAACAGCACAGCCAUUCAAGAGCUCUUCAAACGGAUCUCGGAACAGUUUUCAGCCAUGUUCCGCCGGAAGGCUUUCCUGCACUGGUUCACUGGGGAAGGAAUGGACGAAAUGGAAUUUUCUGAAGCAGAGAGCAAUAUGAAUGAUCUGGUAUCUGAAUACCAGCAGUAUCAAGAUGCAACAGCUGAUGAAGGCGAGGAUUUUGAAGAGGAUGAGGAAGAACUGGAUGAGGCUCAAUGAAGCAAAUGAUACUGUUCAAUGUUUCAACAUUUUGCCUUUGUCAAUAUCUAUAAAAGAUUUCUGGGUUAGAAGAUAUAAUGUUCCAAGUUGAAGCUAUUUUUGUCUAUCCCCAAUCCCUAGUUGAUGUGCCUUUGCUAUAAUUAACAACUGUAAGAGACUGAAGUUCAAAAUAAAUAUUGGAAGUAGCUUGUAGGUCAAGAAAUAAGGUGGCAACUGGUUUUUGUAUUACAAAUUGAGCUUAUUAAAAUGCUACAACCCUAA
Molecule: messenger RNA, 1694 nt
Organism: Carcharodon carcharias (great white shark)
Lineage: Eukaryota; Metazoa; Chordata; Chondrichthyes; Lamniformes; Lamnidae
Product: tubulin beta-5 chain
Exons: 4
Coding region: 90-1433 (447 amino acids)
Biological process (GO): mitotic cell cycle; microtubule cytoskeleton organization
Cellular component (GO): microtubule; cytoplasm
Molecular function (GO): structural constituent of cytoskeleton; GTPase activity; GTP binding
Source: RefSeq, a predicted model, not a curated record